UGUUUAAUUGGGUGUCAACCCGGAGUGGAGAGAGCGGCGGAGGAGGAGGAGGCGGGAGGUGAUAGCCACCCGCGCGCGUGUGUGUGUAAAAGAUGUCGGUCUACCCCAACCGCUAUAACCCGUUCGCCGAGGAGGAUGAGGAGGAGACGGCGGCGGUGUCGGGCGGCCGGAGGAGUGACCCGUGGCGGGAGGAGCAGGAGGAGGACGGGCCGGGCGGCGCGGCCCAGGACAGGCAGUGGAGCCUGAGGCAGCAGGUGCUGCGGAGCGCCGACCGGACGGUGCAGAGCAGCGGGCGCUGCCUGACCCUGGUGUACGAGUCCGAGCAAAUGGGCACCGAGGCAGCGACGGAACUAAUGCGACAAGGUGAAUCUCUUAGGCGAUCAGAGAAUAUGGUGGAUAAAAUGGACCAGGAUUUGAAAGUUAGCCAGAAACACAUAAACAGUAUUAAGAGUAUCUUUGGUGGCAUUACGAACUACUUCAAAUCUAAGAAUCCGGAACCGCAAGCCUCUCCGGUACCUGAGAAACAAGCUAACAGCAAAUUACAAGAUGCUUUGGAUAAGAGUAUGCAGCAGGGAAAUGAGGACCGGGCAAUGCAUCCAAACCUGAGGAGACUAGAUACUUCAGGUUUUGGGGCCAGUGGCAGCUCUGCUGCAGUAGAAAAUAACAGUUACUCCAAGAACAAUGUUCUUCGUACUUACCAUGCGCAGAUAGAUAACAAUCUAGAUGAGUUGUCCUCCGGCCUGGGCCGUCUGAAGGGGCUGGCAAUUGGCCUGCAGACAGAAAUUGAUGACCAGGAUCAGAUCAUUGAUCGUUUGACAGCCAAGACAGAACGCCUGGAUUCCAAGAUUGUCGCAACUGAUCGACAGAUUCGUAAACUUUGAAAUGCGCGUCAAAUUUCAAAUUUGCUUUUGGAAAUAAGACCUUUUAUUCAGAUGAUUUAAUAAACGGGAUUUGAGAAAACAGUUCACAAACCUCCCAAAGAAAUUGACGCCAUUCUUGACAAAAUCUUUCUGAAUGUAUUACCAUGGAUCUAAUUUUUUUAAUGUACCCUAGGUGUCUGCAUUCAGAUUUGCAUUAAAUACUGAUUAAUAUGAUGUGAUUGUAUAAAGGAGUUAAAGUUGUGCAGCCAUGCCACUCCUGUUUAAUCUGGUUUUCAAUGAUCUGUGCCAGUUUGUAUGGAAGACAGAAAUUGUGCGUGAUCCAAACUUUUGUGUGUCGAUGCUAAUGUGAAACCUGGUUGUAUUUUUGCUGCACUUGCUUGCUGUUACUGGUAGCUUUGACAGAAAGAGGCCAGGAAAACUAGCCUGCAUGAGGUCAUUGGAAAAUCACUGACACUAGACUCCAUCUCUGUGCUGUUGUGCAGAGAGUUAGAUUUCACUGGUUUGCAUGUUGCCUGCUGUUUUCUCAAUUCCGCAUACCCCCAAUCAUUCUUGCCUAGUCUGUGAUUUAGCUUGUUUUGUGAAGAGGCUGUACAUAUGUGCCUUUGGUAAUCCGUGACUUGUAACACACCAUCAGUUUAUGCUAAACUUUUUUUUGAAGAUUAAUAUAUCUAAUAACAAAUAUAUUUCUACCAGUUAAUGUGAGUUAUCCAUAUCAAAACAUGCCCUUUGGAUUUUUUUAGAUCAAUGGAAACGGUGCCUGUAUUUUAAAAGACUGUUUUGAACAUAAAGUCCUUUGUUCUCUUAGAAUUACAACCUGUAGUAUGCAUAAACACUUGAAUAUAACAAAACUCACUCAUCCUAUGAAGUAGAUGUACCCGUGCACCACUGGGGGCGCUCUUUGUAGAGCAGGUCCACUAGAAGCUGUUAAUUUAAUCCCGUUUUUUCCUGUAGCGUAUUUCAGGAUUUCCUUUGUUUCAGAGAAACCUUUCUUGCUGACUGCUUUUAGCUGAACAGCAAGCAAAUUUGCAGACAAUUCACUUUAUGAAAAAAGUGUUCAGAGAAUAAUAUCAAAGAUUUUAAGAAAGAAUAGAGGGAGGUAGCUUAAUUGUCACAAUCCUAAAUGCUGUAUAGGGAAAUAUAUGUCCCUUGUCUGUUUUCACACUCGUACGUGCUCACUCACAACACAAUGCAGUGAGGGUGAAUUACUUUAAGAAUAUACUUCCUUUCUCACUUCUCCACUCUAUGGCAAACAGCAUAAACAGUGCGUUUAACACCCAGACCAUUUUGUGGGGUUUCUUUACCUCUGUCCUUUCAGUUUAUUAUUGCUAUAGUGCAGCGGGAAGGGCUGAUUAAUCAAGGUUGUGGACUUUGUGGUCACUGAUGUCCUUUAAACACCCAACAGGGCAGCAGUGGCACUUCGAAACGUCAUGAAACUGAGCACAGUGUUGGUUAUAACCAUCUGGCCACUCCUGUAGCUGCUUUCUCCUAGCUGUGGUGCAAAGGUGAGUGUCUGCUGAGGAAUGAAAGAUCCUUUCAAAAACUGUUUCUUGUUGCAUGGUUGUCCCCCUCAAAGAUUGUAUUUUGAUGAAUAAAGUAUGAAAAGAGUGAGGCGUGCACAGAAAGGGAUGAGUGGAAGCAGGAGAGUUGACUAAGGCAGCUAAUCGAGGAUCAAAAUUUUUGUCUCAAGACUACCAUUUGUCUGUCAUCGCAACAAGUUUGUUUCCUGACCUUCAAAGAAAAUUUGUGCAAACUCAUUACACCUGCCUUUUACCUAUUAACUUUUGUAAAUGAGGUCAUGGUCAGGGUUAAGAGGUCAAAGAGCAACCUGUCUUGAAGGUGAUAGGUUUCUUUAUCAUAGGCUAAUUUACUAACUCAGACCUUUGGGCCCUAUCUGAAAAUAACUGCUAUCACAGGGGAUCCUUGCUAAAAUAUCUGAAACCGACGCAAAGCCCAUUUAGCAAUGGAGUGCUUUUCAUGUUUUUUGUAUGCGUAAUCGAUAUAUAGGACUUGUUGAGGAUUUGUAUUCAAAGAACAAUGAGCAAUUAAGUCAUCCAUAAUGUUUUUUAAAAUUCGCUGGUUUUGUCUGUAGCAUAAUGUUGGAUUAGAAAUAUGUGGCUGUUUAAUACCCCAAAUUCUCACUUUUUGUACAAAAUAUGGUGAUUUUUGUUUUAAUAGGAUAAAUUAGCGUGCUUUGUGAACCUCUACAUUAUUGGUUCCAAAUUGCACAAGGUGGGUGCAGUAAUUUUAAACUAUUGCAAGCUUCUUUUGGCUGCAGUAACUAAGCACAAAAGCUUAAUUUGAUUUUUUUAAUGUACUUGGAAAAUCAAAAAUUAAAAGAGCAAAAUACUGGGUGUAGUUUAAUGUGGAAACUUAAGUAUGCAAACUUUAAUCUAUCAUUUUGCUGAAUCACUUCCAAAUGCUAAAUAAAAACAAAAAAUUGCAGAUGCUGGAAAUCCAAAACAAAAACAGAAUUACCUGGAAAAACUCAGCAGGUCUGGUAGCAUCGGCGGAGAAGAACAAAGUUGACGUUUCGGUUCCUCAUGACCCUUCAACAGAACUUCUGUUGAAGGGUCAUGAGGACUCGAAAUGUCAACUUUGUUCUCCGCCGAUGCUACCAGACCUGAGUUUUUCCAAGUAAUUCUGUUUUUAUUCCAAAUACUAAAUGUUGGUUAUUCCUGUUCUAACCAUUUAAUUUUUUUAACACUAAUUUGUAUAUGUGAUUGGCUAUCUUCCAGCUUAAAUAGCAAAAUUAACAUUGCGUUUUUAUUUUCCGUAUCUUAAGUCAUACAACUUGAGGAGCAAACAUGCUGCGAUACCAGAAGUAUUUUGAAACCGUCGCUGCUGGCUUAGUCCUUUCACGUGAUAGAAGGAUUUGCAGAUAUUUUAUCUAUAAGCUUGAUGGAACUUUCCCUCUACAUGAUGACUAAUGCAUUUGAACAAAUUGUUUAGGUGGAUAACAGUGAAGCAUUUUGAAAGCUGGGAAAGGUGCCUUAAGUGGAUAUGAUAUGUUUAGAUAGAAAUGCUAUAUACAGCUAACUGAGUGCCUUCUAUAAAAUUUUAAUAGGCCAAAAGUACUAGGCUCUACGGAAUGGAUUGUACCAACAUUUACAAGGGGCAAUUUCUUGCCAUGCAAGUUAUAGGGUUUUCUGGUCAAACUUUAUAAUGGGAUUCUGCUUUAACAGUAUAAAUACUUUGAAGAGCAAACUAACGGAAAUAUGUUUGAUUUGUUGCUGAACUGGAAACAUUUGUAUUCUGAGCCUUUGGGCUUUAACUGCCUUUCUCAAUUUCUGAACUUUUGGUUUCAAAUGAUGUGACUUUGUGCAAUAAAAACCUUAAAACCUC
Messenger RNA from Carcharodon carcharias (great white shark), 4223 nucleotides. RefSeq names its product synaptosome associated protein 29 (gene snap29). The coding region runs from base 93 to 881 and encodes 262 amino acids. Gene Ontology annotation, molecular function: syntaxin binding; SNAP receptor activity. Gene Ontology annotation, biological process: exocytosis; synaptic vesicle fusion to presynaptic active zone membrane; synaptic vesicle priming. The record is from RefSeq and is a predicted model, not a curated record. The transcript is spliced from 5 exons. Gene Ontology annotation, cellular component: plasma membrane; SNARE complex. NCBI's taxonomy places the organism in Eukaryota, Metazoa, Chordata, Chondrichthyes, Lamniformes, Lamnidae.